AUGGAGUUCCAAGAUGCUCAGAGAUUCGUGGUUCGUUCGGUUAACGAGAUCACCAGCACAUUUCAAAAGGUCCCUGGCUCUGCCAUGUUAAUCCGGUACAUCCAAUCCAGCUACCAAGACGAUCCUGUUCGCUCCGCCAUUGAACUGAUCUUGGUCAUCUUCUUCAUUCGAUAUCUCCUCUCACCUUCGUACGCAACGCAUACUGGGAAUUUUGUGAAGCUCACAGAAGAGGAGAUUGACGACUUGGUGGACGAGUGGACACCAGAGCCCUUGGUAGCUCGGCAGACUUCAUUCGAAGAAGCUGAAAGCGAAAAGCUUCCUAUUAUUGUUGGUGCCACGGGUCCACGAGUCAAGCUUUCCAGCGGCAGAACUGUAACAAACCUCGCGUCAUACAACUUCUAUAACUUUGUUGGGAAUGAGCAGGUCAAGGAGAAGGCAAUUCAAACCCUGCGGACAUACGGUGUUGGGCCCUGCGGGCCUCCUCAAUUCUAUGGAACUCAAGAUGUGCACAUGAAGACGGAAGCCGACAUUGCCUCUUGCUUGGGUACUGAAGGCUGUAUUGUCUACGCUCAAGCUUUUUCAACAAUAUCAAGUGUCAUUCCUGCGUUUUGUAAGAGAGGAGACAUUAUCGUUGCGGAUCGUGCCGUCAACUAUGCCAUUCGAAAGGGCCUUCAAAUCUGCAGAAGCACCAUUCGAUACUACGAACAUAAUAACAUGGAGGAUUUGGAGCGAGUGUUGCAAAAGGUCAUUAAGGACCAAGCAAAGAAACCUUUGACCCGAAGAUUUAUUGUCACAGAGGGCUUGUCGGAAACAGUAGGGGAUUGUGUUAAUCUCCCCAAAUUGAUUGAACUCAAGCUCAGAUACAAGUUCCGGCUGAUGCUUGACGAAACUUGGUCUUUUGGUGUACUCGGGAGAACCGGUCGGGGUCUUACGGAGGCGCAAAACGUGGAUGCUUCGCAAGUUGAUAUGCUGGUCGGAUCACUUGCUGGAGCGCUUUGUGCUGGCGGUGGAUUCUGCGCUGGGUCUACCGAUGUUGUCGAGCAUCAGCGAAUCUCAGCUGCGUCGUAUACUUUCUCCGCCGCUUUGCCCGCCAUGCUUGCUACUACCGCCAGCGAGACCCUCAAUAUGCUUCAGACGACACCCGAGAUCCUUGCCCAGUGUCGAGAGAAUAUUAAAGCUAUGCGUGCCCAGCUGGACCCUCGGAGUGACUGGGUGCAUUGCACAAGCGCUCCUGAAAAUCCGGUCAUGUUGCUAGUUCUCAAACCGGAUGUUGUGAACUCGAGGCGACUGACAAUCGAGGAACAAGAGCGUGUACUUCAAGAAUGUGUUGACGAGUCUCUUGCCAACGGGGUUCUGAUCACUCGUCUCAAGAGUAUGCCAGUCGGUCCAAGCAGUGGUAAGGAUGAAGAUUGGAAGCUCCAGCCAGCGCUCAAGGUUUGCAUCACCACUGGCCUCACGAAGAAGGAGAUUGAGAAGGCAGGAGUUACGAUCAGGCAUGCAAUUACCAAGGUCUUGACCAAGAAAAGCAGCAGCAAGUUGGCUCUACCUGCUACUUCGUGA
Molecule: messenger RNA, 1560 nt
Organism: Cadophora gregata
Lineage: Eukaryota; Fungi; Ascomycota; Leotiomycetes; Helotiales; Ploettnerulaceae
Gene: LCB1
Product: serine palmitoyltransferase component
Exons: 5
Coding region: 1-1560 (519 amino acids)
Biological process (GO): ceramide biosynthetic process; sphingosine biosynthetic process
Cellular component (GO): endoplasmic reticulum
Molecular function (GO): serine C-palmitoyltransferase activity; pyridoxal phosphate binding
Source: RefSeq, a predicted model, not a curated record